GUUAUCUGGAACUCAGUUCUGUUAAGUGGGAGAGCCCCCUUUUCUCUCCAAUCCAAUCUCCCAGCUUCUUCCCCAAAUCUCAGAUUGGCCAAACUGCUCAAAUUCCUCUCUUAUCUUCCCUUACCCAAGGAUUUCUCAAGUGUGUACUGUCUGUGCCCACCUGCCUACCCCCUCAUCUGGUGACUACCCAACUCGCAUACUCCCACCCUGCCUGCCUACUUCAGCCAGCCCCAGGAACCUGCUUGCACCUCUAGCCACCAUUUCCUCAGCCUUACCCAGCACUGGUAAGGUUGGACUACUAACAAACCAGUUGCUCUUUAUUUUGUUAGGAAGUGGGGAGCAGCAAGCCUCAUCGGACAAGCUCUUGCAUGGGCUGGGUUACCAAGUGGAAAGAGGAAGACAUGGCGACCAGAAGAGUAAGGGAAGGCUGGGCAUCCAGGCCUAAGGAAUGACAUGAAAAGAAACUGUUUAUCCUGAUGCAUUUUUGUACGGAGGAUUAUUCCCUGGUAUAUUGCAAUUCAAAUGUGGUCAUCACACCAGCAGCAUCACUAUCACUCUGGAGCUUAUUAGAAAAUCAGAACCUGGGCCCCACUCCAGAUCUGCUGAAUCAGAAUCUGCAUUUCAACAAGAUCCCUGGGUGAUUAGUGUACCCACUAAAAGUUGAGAAGUGCUACUCUAGAGUACUGAGUUUGGCUUUUGAGCCUUCUGUUAAUUAGUCCUUUCUCUUUCACCUUCAUUGGAUUGAAGGAAUAAGUUGUCUUGCUACUAAAUUUUUCCCAUUAUUAUUUUUGGUAUAAGAUAAAUUAAUAACAGAUACAAUUUAUUGAGUGCCUGUCACAUGCUAGGCAUAUUUUACAGAUGAGGUAAUUAAGGUUAUGUGGCAUGCCUAAGGCCAAGAACUAGUGAAUGGUAAAGCUGAGACUCCAAGCCAGAUCUCGAUGCCUCCCAAAGCCACCAAACUUCCUCCCAUGCAGUACCACCAUACUAUUGAUAGAAGUCAGCCCAAACUUCCUUAUGAGGUACAGAAGGAAGAAAGGGGGGGCUUUCAGGCCUGACUUCCCCAGAGAGGAAAGGCUUAGCAUAGUUCUUAUCCUGAGGGAGCUUGUGUAAGCCCUCUCUGGGGCCAGAAAUUACUGGAAUUGGGGCCAGAGGCCAAGGGAAACUGGAGUGGGUAUCAGGAGUAUUAAUUAAGGGAAAACCCUAACUCUAAAUCUCCAAGAAAAAUUAAAAUCUUAUGCCUGAUCCUGGACUUGGAGUGUACAACAAAUCCAUGUGGGACUGCUCUGGGUUCUGGCUAUUGUAUUGGUCAGUGAGGGCAUCAUCUGGAGCCCCAAGUGAGGCCUAGGGCUACUACAUUAUAGCAUGCUAUAGCUGGAAGAGUCAUUUGUGACAACUGAGUUCAAUGUUUUGUUUUGCAGAGAGGAAACAGAUGCCCAGAGAGGGAGAGUACGUUACCAUAGGUCAGAGUGAAUUCAUAGCAGAUCCAGAGACGCUGACCCCAAGAACCACUAUUCCAGCAUUGCUAAUGGCACCUUUUCUGGAGUUGGAGUCUGUGAUGUGAAAUUGAGUUUUCUUUGGAUCUGCUCAAGUGUCCAUGGGAAGUACAGACCCUGCAAAUAUGGGCCAUAAUGUUUGUGUGCCUCAGUAUCUCAGUAGGACCUUCACCUUAGAAAAUCUCUAAGUCACUUGCCCCCAGCUAUGUAAAAUCAGCUGCAGUGCUACCCCUCUGGACCUGGAGGCUGCUGGGCCUGGCUGAUCUGUGAUUUCCUUUUCUGGGACCCAGAGGACCUACAGAAAUGGCUGGGUGGGGUCAACUCAGUCCAGGAAGCACAGGAAUUCUUUUAAGUGUAUGUGUCUGGGGUAUUUUUCUCUCUCACUUACGUGUAUUUUUAAAAAUUCUUUUUAGACACCCACUUUAUCUUUCCCAAACAUCACUUCCUUACUCCUUUCCUGAGUUCUAGCAGUGGCUGGGGGCCCAGCUUCCUUAUUGGCCUCUGAGCUGUAGAGGGGCUGGGCCAGGGCUCAGAAGGUUGGAGUAGGGAGCAGGGGGGCUGUUUAUGCUGCUGGAACUGCCUUUCAUCCUUCCCUUUGCCACCAGAGUGCUGGCUGGUUCCCAGAGCAGCGUCUUCACUCCUGUCCAGCUCUUGACACUGGCUUUUAUUUCCCAAGGCUGUGGCCACAUCUAGGCCCAAGAAAGCAGAUGACCAUACCUUGCCUUCGAUGCUGCUCCUUCCUGUUCUUGGAACUGGGACCUGACUGUGACUGAGCUCCUUGGAUCACAUUUAGGAUCUUGGGCUGAUGGCCCCUUGCCCCAGAAGGUCUUGACUGGAGGGCAUGUGGGUCCCAGCUAAGGGAUGACUCUGGCUGGAAGGGUUGUCAGUGAGAAUCUGAGCUAGCUGGAUACUUCGUUCUCUCCUAAGCCAUCUCUCCACCCUGGGCAACUUCCAUGGAGGAACACCCCUGUCAGUAGGCCACACUCAUGGCAUAUGGCCAAGCUUCUGGAGGGAUGCCCUGAAGUGGCCACCAACAUGCAUUUCCCUUCUGAAGCCUUCAGCUUGUCCUGGCAUUCCGGCUGCAACACAAGUGACGUGUGUGUGCAGUGGUGUCCACUCUCCCGGCACUGCAGCACUGAGAAAAGCAGUUCCAUUGGCAGCAUGGAGAGCCUAGAGCAACCAGGCCAAGCCACCUAUGAGGGACACCUCUUGCCCAUUGACCAGAACAUGUACCCCAACCAGCGUGACUCAGCCUACAGUUCCUUCUCAGCCAGCUCAAAUGCUUCUGACUGUGCCCUUUCCCUCAGGCCAGAGGAUCCAGCCUCUGCAGACUGCAUCAUGCAAGGCCCAGGGCCAGCUAAGGCCCCUAAUGGCCAGCCUAAUGUGGCUGAGACCUCAGGAGGUAGCCAGCGCACCAAUGGCAGCCACCUGACCCCCAGCUCCCAGAUGUCAUCCCGCCCACAGGAGGGCCAACACGCAGGGCCUGCCAAGGUGGUCAGGGGCCCACCACAACCUCCAGUGAGGCGGGACAGUCUUCAGGCCUCCAGAGCCCAACUCCUUAAUGGAGAACAACGCUUUCUGCCAUCUGAGCCUGUGGACCCCCUGAAACAGAAGGAAAAACUGAGCAUUGAGACAGUGCCAUCUCCAAGGAACCCUAACAAGUUCUGCUGCCUCGGUGGACAAGACCAAGUGACAAGUGAGGACCAUCAGAACUGUGAGCUCAGCCAGCCUCCUGAAUACAGCCAUCAGGGCUCUGAGCAUCUACUGAUGCAGUCCUCAGCCAAAGCUAUUGGAUCCCCAAAAACCCGUGACAAAGCUUUUAGAUUGGAUUCCAGCCCACUUAGUGAAGCUUCAGCAGAGCUACCUAAGGCUUCUUUUGGCAGCCCUCCACACGUCACAGGACUCACAGGACACCGCCAUAGUGCUCCUGAACAACUGCUGGCAUCCCACCUGCAGCAUGUACACCUUGAUACCAGGGGCAACAAGGGGAUGGAGCUCCCAGCCGGGCAGGAUGGGCGCCAGUGGACUCUGUCCCCUUUGCACAGCAGCCACAAAGGGAAGAAAAGUCCAUGUCCCCCUACAGAAGGAACCCAGGACCAUCCCAGCAAAGAAAGAAAGGUUAGGCCAGUGAAUAAUGAUAGGCCUUUGAGUUCAGGACACCAGAGACAAAUCAUUUCCCCACAUGGAGAGGCUGAUGGACACCCUCCAGAAAGAAGUUUACUGGACCCAAACAGAGCAAGCAGAGCAGGCAGUGAAUCGGCCAGCCAGCAGCCCUCUGUCUCUGGCUCCCUUGUCCAACAAGCUAAGGACUGUUCUUCAACCACUAAGAUAGCCAGCAGCACAGAGUCAACUGAAGAAGGGGACAGUGAACCCAAGGAGUGUGGCCGGAUGGGUAGUAAGCGAAGUGGAGGGACCCGGGGCCGGUCAAUCCAAAACCGGCGGAAGAGUGAGCGGUUUGCCACUAAUUUGCGUAAUGAAAUUCAGAGGAGGAAAGCCCAGCUCCAGAAAAGCAAGGGUCCCUUGUCACAGCUGUGUGACACUAAGGAGCAGGAGGAAGAGACCCAGGAGCCCCUAGAAAGCCCUCCAUUCCCUGCCUCUAAUUCAUCUCUUCUAUCUUCACAUAAAAAACCCCCUAGCCUCAGAGACAAGCUUGUCAACAAAAGCAUGAUACUCAGGGCUAGGUCGUCAGAGUGCCUCAGCCAAACCCCUGAGAACCAUGAAUCUAGGACAGGCUUGGAGGGACAAACAAGCCCUGGCCAGAGGCCUAGCCAGUCCUCUUUGGGCCUAAACACCUGGUGGAAAACAUCUGACCCAUCCUCCUCAGACUCUGAGAAAGCAAGUGCUCCCUGUGGAGUCUAUGGAGGUCAUUGGAGAUGGUCUCCAGAGCAUAACCCACAGCCACAUGUGGCGCUAGCCAUGGAAGGCCCUUCCAGCCCAGAUGACAACAAUGAAUUGAAGGCUUCUACUGCCCAAGCUGGGGAGGAAGUCAUCCUCUUGCCCUUCGCAGACAGAAGAAAGUUCUUUGAAGAGAGUAGCAAAUCCUUAUCUAUGUCCCAUUUGCCAAGUUUAACCACUCAUAAUAACAAGGCUUUUACCCAGAGACCAAAACCUAUAGACCAAAACUCCCAGCCAAUGAGCUCCAGCUAUAAGGAAUUGAGGCACCAUUUCAUGGACCAAUCAUAUCAUUCCACAGACCAACCAUAUCAUGUCACAGACCAAUCAUAUCAUUCCGCAUCACCCCAUCAGUCGGAAACUCCCACUUACCCUGAAUACUUUGUGAGCAAAGGUCUGGAAAAUUCCAUGUGCUGUAAGCCACUGCACUGUGGUGAUUUUGAUUACCACAGGACCUGCUCUUACUCCUGCAAUGUACAGGGAACUGUAGUCCAUGCCCCUUGCAUUUAUUGUUCUGGGGAAAUCUGUCCUGCCUUGCUAAAGAGAAAUAUGACGCCAAACUGUUACAACUGCCAGUGCCACCACCACCAAUGCAUCCGGUAUUCAGCUUGCUAUCAUAAUCCUCAGCAUGGUAACCUCAAGGACAGCAGCUUGGCACCUGGCAGCACUUGGAAACCCAUGAAGCCAACAGUGCAGAAAUUUCCUGGGGACAAAUGGAAACCAAUAACAGGAAAUAGGAAGACCAGCCAGUCAGGAAGGAACAGCUUCGUAAACCUGCAGACAUUCACCGGGAUGCGGAGGGACAAGAGAGUCUUCAGCCCAAACCAAAGGGAAAUGGCUCAUUCCAAGGCUAGCUUUUCAUGGACAACCCCCUUCCAUCCUUGCCUUGAGAACCCAGUGCCGGAUUUGUCAAGCUACCGAGCAAUUUCUUCUCUUGAUCUCCUUGGAGACUUCAAACAAGCCUUGAAAAAGACAGAGGAAACUUCAAUGUAUGAGGAAGAGAGCUCCCUUGCCUCCAUGUCCUGCCCACUGCGUAGCCGUGCCUUCUCAGAGAGUCACAUCAGCCUGGAGCCCCAGAGCACCCGGGCCUGGGGACAGCAUAGGAGGGAGCUCUUUAACAAAGGGAAUGAGACCCAACCAGAUCUUCUCAAAGCCAGGAAGAAGACCUUUCCUCCUCCUCGCCCUCCUCCUCCCAACUGGGAGAAGUAUAGGCUCUUCCGUGCAGCCCAGCAGCAGAAGCAGCAACAGCAGCAGCAGCAGGAAGAGGAAGAAGAGGAGGACAAAGAUGAAGAGAGAGAAGAGGAGGAGGAGCUGCCACCCCAGUAUUUCAGUUUAGAAACCACUGCUUCCUGUGCCCUCAAUCCUGAGGGGGUCCUGGAGCAGCCACAACCCCUGAGCCUUGGCCACCUGGAGGGCUCACGGCAGAGUUCACAAAGCCUCCCAGCAGAGCAAGAGUCCUUUGCUCUCCAUUCCAGCGAUUUCCUGCCCUCAAUAAGGGGCCACUUGGGAUCUCAACCUGAGCAGGCUCAGCUCCCUUGUUAUUAUGGCAUUGGUGGGCUUUGGAGGACAUCAGAGCAGGAGACAACUAAUUCCCCCAAACCAGAAGCUUUGAUGGCAGAAGAGGCCAAACCCAAGCCAUCAUGGAGCCAGCGCUACUUUUUUCCUGAGGAGAAGCUCUCUUUUAUGGGCUGGGGUUCUGAGAAGCAAUGCCUCAGCCCUGCAGGCCUCAGUGAACCCAAGACAACAGGACAAGAGUUUCAGCACUUCUUACCUACUCCAGGGACCCCAGGAAUCCCUACCUCUUAUUCAGCUUAUUACAGUAUUUCUGUGGCCAAGGCAGAGCUGCUCAACAAAUUGAAAGACCAACCAGAGAUGGCAGAGAUUGGCCUGGGAGAGGAAGAAGUUGACCAUGAAUUGGCUCAAAAAAAGAUACAACUUAUUGAAAGCAUUGGCAGAAAACUUUCUGUCCUACGGGAGGCCCAGCGAGGGCUGCUAGAGGACAUCAAUGCCAAUUCCGCCCUUGGGGAAGAGGUGGAGGCCAACUUAAAAGCCGUCUGCAAAUCCAAUGAGUUUGAAAAAUAUCGUUUGUUUAUUGGGGACCUGGACAAAGUGGUCAACCUGUUGCUGUCACUCUCUGGACGACUGGCCCGGGUGGAGAAUGCUCUCAACAGCAUUGAUUCAGAGGCCAACCAGGAGAAGUUCGUGCUGAUAGAGAAGAAGCAGCAGCUGACAGGACAGCUAGAAGAUGCCAAGGAGCUGAAGGAGCACGUGGACCGCCGGGAGAAGUUGGUGUUUGACAUGGUCUCCUGUUACCUGCCUCAGGACCAGCUCCAAGAUUACCAGCACUUUGUCAAGAUGAAAUCUGCUCUCAUCAUUGAACAGAGAGAGCUGGAGGAGAAGAUCAAGCUUGGGGAAGAGCAGCUCAAAUGUCUCAGGGAGAGUCUACUCCUGGGGCCCAGCAAUUUCUAAUUCUAGGAGCAGUCUGCCACAGUGUCCCUGCCCAGCCACAGUAGGAAGUGCUUUCAAUCUUCUGCAGUAGCAGUUUGUUAGCAAGUAGACAGCAAUUAGAAAAUCCAGCCCUCUAUCCUGGGCAUCUCUCACUGCCCCUUCCUCUAGCAGUGGUCCCAGCCAGCUAGGAGACUCAGGGGAGGUCCCAAGUUUCCACUGUUAGGAGCUACAACAAGGUAUGAUGAUACAGCCACACUCUCCUUUCCACAGUUUGCAAGGUCAAGCACUUGAUGCCCACAAAACCAACAAAGUGCCUACAUUCUUCUUUGUACUAGAACACCAAAGACAUCAAGUACUUACCACACACCCACACCAUAAUCGGCCUCUUUAAGUUCAGAAAGAAACUGCCUGCACAGCUUCACUCUGCUCCAGGGCUUGUGGCCUAGUCAUUUUCCAAAGAGAUCUGGCUCCCUUGAGGGCAUUCACCUAGCAGGGCCUCACCCAAGCUUUGCUGUGGGAAGCACAGAAGGAGGAAUUACACUUAACAGAAUUCGAUAAAAGUUUGGGUAUCCCCAGGUCCCUGUUGGGAAGGAGCCAGCCUUAAACAAAUCAGAUCCAUCCCACCUUUCCCAGAAGCUAGUUAAAAGGGAAGAGGCCUACUCUCAGCCCUGGCUAAUUUGGCCUGACUCCUGUCCUAAGACUUUGGGCCUACCACCUCUUGUUUCAUCUUGUCCUUUCUUUGCUAGGGGUUGCACAGGUGCCUACUCUGAGGCUUCACACUAUGGGCCACUAAUAGCUCUACUAAAGUUGGCUUCUGGCUAUAGGUUUCAUUAUUGUGGGCAGGAGAUUCUUAUUGUUAUAUUUUAAUGGCUUUUUGAUUUUAUUUAUUUUUAUGUUGUAAUUGUUUUUAUCUUUUUUAACUAAUGAGGCACGAAGGAGGAAGUUGGAGAGGGAAAAGUUAACCCAGAACAAAAGCAUUUUCUGCAGAUUAGCCUGAAUCUACCAUGGCUAGGUAAGCAAGCGCCAAGGCAUUGAAUUCUUCCCACCAUAGCUACCAGCUUCUAAGAAAAAAAGUUCUCAUGAACUCAGAGCCUCUCUACUGUAGCCUGGUCCUGUGCUUCCCUUGAAGUCUGGGUGACUAUGAGCUUAGCAUUCACAGCAGUGUUCAAUUCUUUCUUAUUUUCUGAAACCAAAGAAAUGUCCUGAAACUGAGAAAGGUUUGCCCAUUUCCCUAUUUUCUCCAGGCUAUGGGAUGAGUAAAGGUGAGCUUGGGGGAGCUCUUUUAACCAUUGCUUUCUCAGCCUGUUACCUGGCUUAAGGAACCAAAAUUCAUGCUAGCUGGGAGCUCCAGCCAGGGCUAGCCCCCCAGAGUAAAUUGUGACCCAGCCAGGAUCUUAGGCAUACAAAAAACUAAAGCCACUGCUGCUGCCAAGGCCUUGAUGCUGAUAGUUAGCUUGUAUCUGCAAAAGCCCUCAGGUGGGUGAUGACAGGAAGGGAGUCAUAGCCAAACUCUGCCCUUUUAUCCAGCUCAAUUCCCUGUUCCUCACUAACUAGGGCCAAUCCUUGUUAUCACACAGCCCAGCCAAGCCCUGGCAUCUCUUCUAGUUACUGCUGAGUUCCUCAGGGUCCUUGGAGGUCAACUGUAGCAGCAGGAAUGCCUCAUUCAACCAAAGAAUUUGCCAAGGAACUUUGCUGCUGCUGCAAAUACUGGUCACUAGCUUCCAUUUCCUCUUCAUUGUAUUUGAAAACAAUGGGAGAAUCUUGGCCAGCAGGGUGUCCUGGGGUGGGAAGGAGGAGGUAACCCUUUCUGUGGAGCCCUGGGUAUGCUCUUAGUUAUGCUGCCAGAACUACUGUUCAAACCUACCCUUCUCCCCUCCAGUGGAAGAUUCUUCUCUAUUUAGGAAGAUUGAUGGCUUAUAAGGGGCUGAGCUUACCCAAGCCAAGGUUGAGGAAGCUGGGGGAGUGUUUUGAAUGGAGAAUACAAGGAUGCUCAUUUUCACAUGGAGGGACAGUUUCCAAAGAUCUUAAAAAUAACUGCAAAACUAUACUGAGCAGUGAAGCUUGUUAGACAAAGGUAAACUGCUAAACAGAUACUGGUGUGCCACACUCCUGUCAUGGCAGUCUUGUGUUUGACAGUACUGCAAAUCUUCCAAUAUUUCUUGAGAUGCAGUGUCUCUCCCCUAUUCUCAGUUCCUGGACUCAGCCCUCCUCUAAAGCCUACCAAGGGUAGCAGUUUGGAAGACAGGUCAAGGGAUAUGCGCAAAGACAGUUAUUGGUCUUGACCUCUGCUGUCUCCCUUCAAUUACUUAUACAGGCCCCCAUGGGUAAUAGGUAAGGGUGGUUGAUAGAGAGCAGCUACUAUCACAUGUCCUCCCUAACUUACCCUCCACCCCAAGGGCUCUGGAUAAUUGAGUUUCCUUGAGUCUCAUAGCUGGAGACUCAGCCAGGAUAGAACAGUAAAUGCCCGAGUGAAAUCCAAGAAAAUGAGACAGAGAUACUGAAAAUAAAGCCCUAGAGAGGGAGAGAUUUGAAGCAGAGGAGAGGAGAUAAGGUGAAAAGAUGAAAAGUCUCUCUUAAGGCCAGGUUCAGUUUCUGUUUUCUGUUUAACCUCAAGUGCCAAAAAGCUGCCCAGGCACACCAGACCACAUCCUGGACCCCAGCCUCUGUAAAGGUGCUGCUCUGCCAGUAGCAGACCCUGGAUGGAGGAAGCUGGGCACAUUUCUGGCCACUUUCACCCAUCUGGAGCUUGGAGACUCUUGCUGCCUUUGCCAGAGGAGUUGUUUAUGCCAAUAGUAUUUCUUUAACAGUGUAUUGUAUUAUUUGAAAAUUAGUAGAUCUUUAGAUGGGGGUGGGGCAGGAGGCAGUCUUUACAGAUAAAGAACCAGUGUUGUUGUACAACUGUUGGGGGUCAUCUAUCCCAUGUGAAGCUGUUAUUUUUCCAAAUCUUGUUGUUUCUGCAUUUGUGUCCUCCACCACUCUCUUCUUGGCUGACAUUGAUAUGCCUGCCAGAUUGUCAUCAAGGGUCAUACUUUAAUAAAGGGUGCUAUGGACAAAAAAAUUAUCUCAUGUGUUUUGACUCAGGUGAUAGAAGUCCCAUAAGAUUCUGCUGAAAAGUACUGGAAAGAAAUUUGGUCACCUAUCCAUAGUCCUUCAUGCAUAGCCAUAUGACUAGAGCUUUACCCACAUCCCUAAACCUUUACCCUGGCCCUUAGGGAUGGUGUUGGUGCUAUACCAUUCAUCAUACCCAGUAGAAUAGCAGGUUCUAGCAUGUCCAUUUUAGGGGAACAGCUUUUAGACAUCUAUUUCAAGAGCACCCUGAAUAGGUGGCACAGAGUUUAUGUCAUGAGUUAUUUCUGUUGGUACCACAGGAUUGAGAUAUGGUGUUUGUCUACUUAGAAGGACCUUGGACCACAGCUCUGCCCUUUAGUUCACAAAUAUAUUUCUUCCUCUAUGGCUAGUCAAUGGCAACAUCACAACUAGUCUAACCUAGAAUUUAGAUUGCAGGAAGAGUCAACAAUAGGAGUAAUCUCAAGUAUAGACCUCAGCAGUAUAGAGUCCAGUCUGGAGUCUUGUCUGAUCACAGGUAAUCCACCUUCUAUCUAGACUUCCUCCAAUCUUGAGGUCUGUCUGGUAGGAUCAUCUUACUUCUAGCUAAUAAUCUGGUCUCACACCUUCAUUCUCAGCUCCCUGGAAAGCAAAAGCCUUGCUGAUCAGCUUUCCAAGACAAACUCAAAGUUUAGACCCAAAUGCACUCCAGGCAUCAAGUGACACUGAAAAACUUGACUUUUUUUCCUGAUCUAUACUCUGUUCACAUUCCAACUAUCCUCCUCCUCAGGAUAUCCAGUGUGGUGGAGCCAAAAGAAUCCAAAUUUGGCAUUAGAAUAAACUUUGUUCAAAUCCUGUUCUGCCACUUAUUCUAUGAUCUUGGAUUACUUGUUCAACUUCUGAGAUAAUUUACUUAUCACUAAAAUGGGAACAAUAAAAUCUGUCUUACAGGUUUGUUAUAACUCAUAAAUAAUAAAUAAAAGCCACGAACAAUCUACAAGAAGUUGUUAGAAAGGCAGAAACUCAAGCCCCACCUCAAACCCAGUGACAGCAGUCUGAAUUUUGACUAGAUUCUUUUUGUUUGUUUAUUCCUUCUUUUGGCCUUCCUAGACUCAAAUUGUAUGAAUUUUGACUAGAUUUACAGGACAUUCAUGUGCAUACAUUUUUUAUUUCAGAAUAUUACAGGUGUACAAUUGUGUUCAUCACCCAUAUCAUAUGUACUGUACCCAUUAGGUGUGAACUUACCUAUACCUU
Molecule: messenger RNA, 11132 nt
Organism: Microcebus murinus (gray mouse lemur)
Lineage: Eukaryota; Metazoa; Chordata; Mammalia; Primates; Cheirogaleidae
Source: RefSeq, a predicted model, not a curated record